CUCAACGCCACGGUCGACAACCCCACCGUUGUCUCCUACAUCCUGGUCUCACUGGCUAAACAGCCCGACUUCCUGAAGAACAACAUCAUUUACGCCAAGGCGCGACUGAACCUCCUUCCCGGCUACGCCGAGAAGAAGGGCCUGCUUCUCGAAGCCAGCCAAGGGACCAGCCACGACGAGAUGACGGAGCGCAGGGCCGUCAGACUGAGCGCUCCCCGCCGUCUCCCGCGCUACCAAAUCGAAGACGGCCCCGACAUGGAAGUUUUCGACGACGGCGGCCAGAUAAUCUCGAUGCUGGUCCCUUCCGAGACGCCCGAGGUGACUGCCGUGAACACGCCGACCAUGAAGUACAUCCCGCCCGUACACGACGGCAUCGCCGUAUUCGCUGGCAAGCCCAAGGCAGCCGGCUUCCGUUUCGCCGGCUGGUUCACGGCCAUGGAGGUAGAACUGUUCGCUCCCAACUCGACCGCUCUCCUCAACAAGAUUGAGGCGGCCAAGCUUUCCGGCGAUCCCGGCCGCGAGUGGUACGUUGCUAUCCCACUUACUACUGAUCUCUCUCUACCAACGCUACUGCCUGCCGAUGUUUUGUGCACCAAGCCUAUUAUAUCGCUAACAUACCCACCCCGCCGCAGGGCCCGCGUGGCGCUGAUGCGCCUCGACAAGGACGACCCGGAAUGGCGGCCAUACCCCGACAUUCGCCGCGGCAAGGCUGGCCCGCUGCCUUACACGCCUCCGUCACCUCGGAUCGUAAGCCGCACCUUUGGCUCAGAUGACGAGGGCUUCCUGACGCAGAUUCCAUACUCAGAGGACGAGAAUGGUAUCAUCCGCCUCAAGGGGGAGGAGAAGAUGAAGGAGACCAUGGAGAACAAGCAUGAUUGCGGCGCGGAGGGUGAUAUUGCCAUGGGUGAAUGCCGGGUCGUGAGCGCCAUGAAGGUUAUGCAGGGUAUGGACCCUAUGGAGGCUUUGAAGGCCCUUGCCAGGGAGUUUUCCGUGCCUGAGGGGUACAUGUUGACGUCGGCUUGA
This is a messenger RNA of Dichotomopilus funicola, 1023 nucleotides long. RefSeq lists its product as uncharacterized. The transcript has a single exon. Lineage: Eukaryota; Fungi; Ascomycota; Sordariomycetes; Sordariales; Chaetomiaceae. The record is from RefSeq and is a predicted model, not a curated record. The annotation marks the transcript as partial.